Hevea brasiliensis (rubber tree) is the source of this 1255-nucleotide messenger RNA. RefSeq lists its product as uncharacterized. The transcript is spliced from 7 exons. Bases 83 to 1027 code for a protein of 314 amino acids. Lineage: Eukaryota; Viridiplantae; Streptophyta; Magnoliopsida; Malpighiales; Euphorbiaceae. Gene Ontology annotation, cellular component: chloroplast. The record is from RefSeq and is a predicted model, not a curated record.
CACAUCAUGUGCAAGAUUGCCACUUUCUUGCAGCAUCAUCACCCACCUCAACUGUCAAAAGCAACAGUUGAGGUUGAGUUUUAUGGGUAUGGCUCUUGCCUUGUCUCCAUACCAUUUCAAUGUCCGCUACUCCUCCUCGUCCUUCCCUUCUGCCCCUACGGGCCACCCCAUUUCGACCACCGUCCGCCCUGCUGUCAUUCUUCCGGGUUUAGGGAACAACACAGGGGACUAUCAGAAGUUGAAGGUAACACUGAAUGAGUAUGGGGUACCCUCAGUUGUUGCUAAAGUGUCAAGAUUUGAUUGGUUUAGGAAUGCUGCCGGUUUAGUAGAUCCUAACUACUGGCGUGGCACUCUCCGGCCUCGGCCUGUUCUUGAUUGGUAUUUGAAGAGGAUUGAUGAGGCUGUCCGUGAGGCAAAGGUGCUGGCGGAAGGUGGGACUUUAUCCUUGAUUGGUCACUCGGCAGGAGGAUGGCUUGCACGUGUUUACAUGGAAGAAUUUGGGUUGUCUGAUGUCUCCUUGCUGUUGACCCUCGGUACUCCCCACUUGCCACCUCCAAAAGGAGUUCCAGGGGUUAUUGAUCAAACUAGAGGUCUCCUUGAUUAUGUUGAAAAACAUUGUGCAAAAGCUAUUUAUACUCCUCAUUUGAAAUAUGUAUGUAUUGCUGGGAGGUAUAUUCAGGGGGCUCGCUUUGUUGGGAACUCAAAUGCUGAAGUCAAUUCUGUGGUUGCCAUGGGCAGUGAUCAACCAAAUGCGGAGGCUGUUCUUAUGAAUGACACCAGCACUUCUGCGUCUAUAGCAAUUAACUUUCGUGCCCGUUUUAUUGGGCAAGGGUAUAAGCAGGUAUGUGGACAGGCAGAUGUAUGGGGCGAUGGAGUGGUGCCAGAGGCAUCAGCCCAUCUUGAGGGUGCACUCAACAUUAGCUUGGAUGGAGUGUACCACUCACCAGUUGGUUCAGAUGAUGAGCUGAGACCAUGGUAUGGUUCUCCUGCUGUUGUGGAUCAAUGGAUAUACCAUCUCCUCAACUAAAGUAGUUGAACAUACUAGAAUGGGAAGAUUGGUAAAUUCAUCAGCAAGCAUGUUGCAUACAAGUUCAUUUGAUUUCUUGUCAACUGAAACAAUAUAUUAGAGCGUCCCUCAAUCCCACCCCUUUAGAUGCUUGGUACUUUGCAUCAAUGUAAUUCUUUCAUGGAUUCUCCAUUUAGGAUGCUGAUUUAUCUUCACUUAAAACCAGUAGGGAAUGUUUUAUCUUUCUCA